CUGGUUGGGAUUUUGGAAAGGAAACAUCUAGGGCACGUUCUGGCUGUAGCAAAAAAGGGAGGAGGGUCGAGUUCAGGAGGGAGGUAAGGGACCCGGAUCAAGCUGAAGAAAGGGGGCUGGACCCCGUUAUGGGCUACGAAAAGGAUGAAUCGAAUCUGGACCAAGAAAGGAGCGACAGAAUCCUCUUUAAAAGGCCAGAGGACCAGGCUUGGAAGGGAGAAAGGACGGGCUAGGAUCCGGGUAGCACUGCUUUGAAAGAGGGGAUGACCUGGCUCGGCUAUUAGCCUUUCAGAAAGAUGGAUAGAAGAAAUGACCAUGGUCAUCGGGUGCCCACAUUCCAGGGCCCUCUGCCUCCCGCUGGGAGCCUAGGGCUUCCUUUCUCUCCAGAUGUUCAGUCGGAGACCACAGAAAAGGACCCACCAAUUGCCAGCCGAUCUAAGAAAAACAAGAACAAGAAGAAUUCUAUUAAGCCUAUGGAUAAGACCACACCGGCUCCCCAUCCAGUCCCAUCUGCCAAUGAUAAUACUAGCAACAAGCCUAAAGUAACUUUGCAGGCUUUAAACCUACCAAUGUUCACCCAGAUCAGUCAGGCUUCAGCUACUACUGAGGCACCCAAUAUCCAGGCUUCAGUUACUUCUCAGACCCAGAAAGCCAAGACAAUGAGAGUUACUCCCAAGGUAUCCCUAACUGGCAGUGAGGAUGCCACUACACAGCUGAAGCCACCAUUACAGGCCCUAAACCUACCAGUUACCACACCGACUAUCCAGACUCCAGUUGCCAAUGAGUCAGCUAAUUCCCUGGCCUCAACAGCUGUCAACAAAUCCAAGAAAGCUUCUAAGGCAAACAAUGCUGCCAAUAAGACUGUACCUAGUGCUGCUGAGAUCUCAUUGGCUUCGGCUGCUACCCACACAGCUACUACCCAAGGCCAAGCUGCCAAGGAGACAGGUAGUAUCCAGGCUAUAGCAACCACUGCCCGAAGCAAGAAAAAUUCCAAAGGAAAAAGAACACCUGCUAAGACCACAAAUACUGACAAUGAAUAUGUAGAGGCCUCAAAUGCCAUUGAGGCAUCUAGCAGACAGAUUGGGGCAUCUGGCAGACAGACUGAGGCAUCUAACAGACAGAUUGAGGCAUCUAGCAGACAGACUGAGGCAUCUAACAGACAGACUGAGGCAUCUAGCAGACAGACUGAGGCAUCUAGCAGACAGACUGAAGCAUCCAACAGACAGAUUGGGGCAUCUAACAGACAGAUCGUGGCAUCCAACAGACAGAUCGGGGCAUCUAACAGACAGAUUGAGGCAUCUAACAGACAGAUUGGGGCAUCUAACAGACAGACAGAGGCAUCUAGCAGACAGAUUGAGGCAUCUAACAGACAGAUUGGGGCAUCUAACAGACAGACUGAGGCAUCUAACAGACAGAUUGGGGCAUCUAACAGACAGACUGAUGCAUCUAGCAGACAGACUGAGGCAUCUAGCAGACAGACUGAGGCAUCUAGCAGACAGACAGAGGCAUCUAGCAGACAGAUUGAGGCAUCUAACAGACAGAUUGAGGCAUCAGCUGCAGCUGUGAGGCCCAAAAAGCCCAGGGGGAAGAAGGGUAACAAUAAAGGCUCAAAUUCUGCUUCUGAGCCCUCUGAGGCUCCACCUGCCAUUCAAACGGUCACAAACCAUGCCCUAUCUGUCACUGUACGGAUCAGGAGAGGGUCUAGGGCUCGAAAGGCUGCCAAUAAGAAUCGGGCAACUGAAAACCAAGCUCAGAUCACUGAACAAGGAGCUCAGGCCUCUGAGGCCAGCAUAAGUGCCCUGGAGACUCAGGUUGCUGCUGCUGUCCAGGCCUUGGCAGAUGACUAUCUGGCUCAGUUGAGUUUAGAACCCACGACCAGAACCCGGGGCAAGAGGAACCGAAAGUCUAAGCAUCCCAAUGGAGAAGAAAGAACUGGAAAUAAUUACAGGCGGAUCCCAUGGGGCAGGCGGCUUCCACCACCCCGAGAUGUGGCCAUUUUGCAGGAAAGGGCAAAUAAGUUGGUGAAAUAUCUGCUGGUUAAAGACCAGACAAAGAUCCCAAUCAAGCGCUCAGAUAUGCUGAAGGAUGUCAUCCAAGAAUAUGAGGACUAUUUCCCAGAGAUCAUUGAACGAGCAAGCUACGCUCUGGAGAAGAUGUUUCGAGUCAAUCUGAAGGAAAUUGAUAAGCAAAAUAACUUGUAUAUUCUUAUCAGCACUCAGGAGUCAUCUGCAGGCAUAAUGGGAACGACCAAGGACACACCUAAGCUGGGUCUCCUCAUGGUGAUUCUGAGUGUCAUUUUUAUGAAUGGCAACAAGGCCAGUGAGGCUGUCAUCUGGGAGGUGCUACGCAAGUUGGGACUGCACCCUGGGGUAAAACAUUCACUCUUUGGAGAAGUGAAGAAACUCAUCACAGAUGAAUUUGUGAAGCAGAAAUAUCUGGAAUACAAGAGGGUCCCCAACAGCAGACCACCUGAGUAUGAAUUCUUCUGGGGCCUACGGUCUUACCAUGAGACUAGCAAGAUGAAAGUCCUGAAAUUUGCAUGCAAGGUACAGAAGAAAGAUCCCAAAGACUGGGCUGCUCAGUACCGCGAGGCAGUUGAGAUGGACAUUCAGGCUGCAGCUGUGGCUGUGGCUGAGGCUGAGGCCAGGGCUGAGGCAAGAGCCCAAAUGGGGAUUGGAGAGGAAGCUGUGGCUGGGCCCUGGAACUGGGAUGACAUGGAUAUUAACUGCCUAACAAGGGAAGAGUUGGGUGAUGAUGCGCAGGCCUGGAGCAGAUUUUCCUUUGAAAUUGAACCCAGAGCCCAAGAAAAUGCAGAUCCUGCCACUAAUGUCAACUUCAACCAAGGAGCUAGUACCAGAAAUAGCUUUAGUGAUGGUGCUGGUAUUAGCUUUGGUGGUUUAACCAACCCCAGUGGUGGCUUUGGUGGCAUAUCCAACCCCAGUGGUGGCUUUGGUGGCAUAUCCAACCCCAGUGGUGGCUUUGGUGGCAUAUCCAACCCCAGUGGUGGCUUUGGUGGCAUAUCCAACCCCAGUGGUGGCUUUGGUGGCAUAUCCAACCCCAGUGGUGGCUUUGGGGGCAGAAAUAGCAUUACCUUUGGGAGUGUACCCAACACCUCUGCCAACUUCAGCAGUGCACCGAGCAUUAGCUUUGGUGACACACCUAACACUAGCACCAGUUUCAGUGGCGGAGCCAGCAGUAGCUUCACUGGCACACCCAGUACUAGUGCCCCUUUCUGUAACACAGCAAGCAUUAGCUUUGGUGGUGCACCCAGUAGUAGUGCCCCUUUCUGUAGCACACCAAGCAUUAGCUUUGGUGGUGCACCCAGCACUAGCACCAGCUUUAGCACAGCGAGCAUUAGCUUUGGUGGUGCACCCAGCACUAGCACCAGCUUUAGCACAGCAAGCAUUAGCUUUGGUGGUGCACCUAGCACUAGCACCAGUUUCAGCAGCACACCCAGCAUUAGCUUUGGUGGUGCACCCAGCAUUAAUAGUAGUAGUGGUGGAUCCAGCGUUAGCUUUGGUGGUGCUCCUACCACCAGUACCAGUUUCAGUGGUGGAAACAGUAUUAGUUUUGGUGGUGCACCUUGUACCAGUGCCAGUAUUAGUGGUGGAGCCAUCUCUGGCUUUGGAAACACACUUAGCAGUAUCAGCCCUGGCUUUAGUGCACUCAGCACAAGCACCAGCUUCAGCAGUGCACCAACUACAAGCACUGUGUUCAGUGGUGCAGUUAGUACCACCACUGGCUUUGGAGGCACACUUAGCACCAGUGUCUGCUUUGGUAAUUCUCCCUACUCUGGCGCUGGCUUUGGAGGCACACUCAGUACCAGUAUCUCCUUUGGUGGUUCGCCUAGCACCAAUACUGGUUUUGGUGGUACACUCAGCACCAGUGUUUCCUUUGGUGCUUCUUCUAGCACCAGCUCUGACUUUGGUGGCACACUAAGCACUAGUGUCAGCUUUGGUGGCUCUUCCGGUGCCAAUGCUGGCUUUGGCGGUACACUCAACAGCAGUACCAGCUUUGGCGGUGCCAUCAGCACCAACACUGGCUUUGGCAGUGCACUCAAUAACAGUGCCAGCUUUGGUGGUGCCAUAAGUACCAGCUUUAGUGGUGUACUCAAUAGCAGUGCCAGCUUUGGUGGUGCCAUCAACACCAGUGCUGGCUUCGGCAGUACACUCAACAGCAGUGCCAGCUUUGGCAGUGCACUCAGCACCAGUGCUAGCUUUGGUGGUGUACUCAAUGGCAGUGCUGGCUUUGGUGGUGCCUUGAACACCAAUGCCACCUUUGGUGGGGUACUCAAUGGCAGUGCUGGCUUUGGUGGUGCCAUGAACACCAAUGCCACCUUUGGUGGUGCACUGAAUAGUAAUGCCGGCUUUGGCGGUGCCAUCAGUACAAGUACCAACUUUGGUGGUGCACUGAAUAACAGUGCUGGCUUUGGCGGUGCCAUGAACACUAGUGCCACCUUUGGUGGUGCACUGAAUAACAGUGCUGGCUUUGGCGGUGCCAUGAACACUAGUGCCAGCUUUGGUGGUGCACUGAAUAACAGUGCUGGCUUUGGUGGUGCCAUCAGUACGAAUGCCACCUUUGGUGGUGCACUGAAUAACAGUGCUGGCUUUGGUGGUGCCAUCAGUACGAGUGCCAACUUCGGUGGUACACUGAAUAACAGUGCUAGCUUUGGCGGUGCCAUCAACACCAGUGCCAGCUUUGGUGGUGUACUGAAUAACAGUGCUGGCUUUGGCGGUGCCAUCAACACCAGUGCCAACUUUGGUGGUGCACUGACUAACAGUGCUGGCUUUGGCGGUGCCAUCAGUACGAGUGCCAGCUUUGGUGGUGCACUGACUAACAGUGCUGGCUUUGGCGGGGCCAUCAGUACGAGUGCCAGCUUUGGUGGUACACUGAAUAACAGUGCUGGCUUUGGCGGUGCCAUCAGCACCAAUGCCAGCUUUGGUGGAGCAAUCAGCACCAGCCCUGACUUUGGUGGUGCAUUCAGUACCAGUGUUGGCUUUGGUGGCACACUUAAUACCACUGACUUUGGUAGUACCCAUAGCAACAGUAUUAGCUUUGGCAGUGCUCCCACUACCAGCGUUAGCUUUGGUGGGUCUCAUAGCACUAACCUCUGUUUCGGUGGAGCACCCAGCACCAGUCUCUGUUUUGGCAGUGCAUCUAACACCAACCUAUGCUUUGGAGGCUCUAACAGCACCAACUGCUUUAGUGGUGCUACCAAUGCCAAUUUCAGUGAGGGGCACAGCAUCAGUUUUGGGAAUGGGCUAAGUACCAGUGCUGGAUUUGGAAAUGGGUUGGGCACCAGUGCUGGCUUUGGCAGCAGCCUAGGUACCAACACUGGCUUUGGUGGAAGCUUAGGCCCCAGCGCUAGCUUCAAUGGUGGCCUGGGCACUAGCACUGGCUUUGGCGGUGGAUUAGGCACCAGCACAGAUUUCGGUGGUGGACUAAAUCAUAAUGCUGACUUCAAUGGAGGACUGGGUAACAGUGCUGGCUUCAAUGGUGGACUAAACACUAACACUGAUUUUGGUGGUGAACUGGGCACUAGCGCUGGCUUUGGUGAUGGACUGGGCAGCAGCACUAGCUUUGGUGCAGGACUGGUCACUAGUGAUGGCUUUGCUGGUAACCUGGGCACCAAUACUGGUUUUGGUGGCACACUUGGCACUGGUGCAGGCUUUAGUGUAAGCCUCAACACUGGCAAUGGCUUUGGCAAUGGGCCUAAUGCCAGCUUCGACAGAGGACUGAAUACCAUCAUUGGCUUUGGCAGUGGUUCCAACACCAGCAAUGGCUUUACUGGUGAACCCAACACUGGCUCCAGCUUCAGUAAUGGACCAAGUUCUAUUGUUGGCUUUAGUGGUGGACCAAGCACUGGUGCUGGCUUCUGCAGUGGACCAAGCACUGGUGGCUUCGGUGGUGGACCAAGUACAGGACCUGGCUUCGGUGGACCAAGUACAGGACCUGGCUUCGGUGGACCAAGCACUGGAGGUGGCUUCGGAGGACCAAAUACUGGAGGUGGCUUCGGAGGACCAAAUACUGGAGGUGGCUUCGGAGGACCAAGCACUGGAGGUGGCUUUGGAGGACCAAGCACUGGAGGUGGCUUCGGAGGACCAAGCACUGCAGCUGGCUUUGGUAGUGGACUGAGCACCAAUGCUGGAUUCGGCAGUGGACCGAGCACCAGCACUGGCUUUGGUGGUGGACUGAAUACCAGUGCUGGAUUCAGUGGUGGACCGCCAAGCACCGGUACUGGCUUUGGUGGUGGAGCCUCUAGCCAUGGUGGCUGUGGCUUCCCUUACGGCUAGUGAAGAUUCAGGCUUGUUCCCCGUUUACAGAUAACGCUAACUGCAACAAUACUUCCCAUGGAGCCAAUGUGCAGCUUUGGAAUUGUUGUCCACGCAGCAGCCUGAGCACUAUUACCCAUCAGCUGAGUGAAACACUGAAAAAUCUGCUGUCCCUGCUUUGUGUUUGCUUCCUGUGUUGUUGUCAUAUUUUGGUAUCAGAGUUACAUUAAAUUUGC
This is a messenger RNA of Mus caroli (Ryukyu mouse), 6508 nucleotides long. The record is from RefSeq and is a predicted model, not a curated record. Lineage: Eukaryota; Metazoa; Chordata; Mammalia; Rodentia; Muridae.